Messenger RNA from Uloborus diversus, 498 nucleotides. RefSeq names its product UDP-N-acetylglucosamine transferase subunit ALG13 homolog (gene Alg13). Gene Ontology annotation, biological process: dolichol-linked oligosaccharide biosynthetic process. The coding region runs from base 1 to 498 and encodes 165 amino acids. NCBI's taxonomy places the organism in Eukaryota, Metazoa, Arthropoda, Arachnida, Araneae, Uloboridae. The transcript has a single exon. The record is from RefSeq and is a predicted model, not a curated record. Gene Ontology annotation, molecular function: hexosyltransferase activity.
AUGUCUGUUUUUGUCACGGUGGGCUCCACAUCUUUUGAUGACCUCAUACGCACUAUGACUUCCGACAAGGUCCUGAGACUCCUGGGUUCCAAGGGCAUCCUCAAGGUCACCCUGCAAGUGGGUCGCGGUGAAUACGUUCCAGAGAACACUUACGGAGAUGGCAAGAUCACCUUGGAUUGGUUUCGCUUCAAGGAUGACAUCACGAAAGACAUCCAAGAUGCCACCCUGGUGGUGGGCCAUGGGGGGGCGGGGACCAUCCUGGAGUGUCUAGGGCAGCGCCGCCCGAUCCUGGUGGUACUCAAUGAGAAACUGAUGGAAAACCACCAGGGGGAGCUGGCAGAGCGUCUAGAGGAGGAGGGGAUGCUUAUCUCUACCACUUGUUCCGGGCUUCUCGUGGCCUUGGAAAAGUUCUUUUCUAAUCCUCCAAAGAUGGAAUCCUAUGCGUCAGAGCCUUACAUGUUUCGUGGAUUCCUGGAGGGAGUGAUGGGAUUCCGCUGA